UAAGACAGUGAGGAAAUUAAAGUUGCAGGAAUUUAUUUUUCUAGUAAAUAUUUUAUUAAUAAACAUAUAAUUUUUUUCAACAAAUUUAAUAAAUAUUAGAAUAUCAUAAAUAACUAUAGUAAAAAAUUUAAUCAUGGCUGGUAUGCCUGAUCAAAGGUUUUUGUGGGACAUAUUUAGACGUGUUGAUAAAGAUGGAAGCGGAUUUAUUUCAGCAGAUGAACUACAAAUGGCAUUAUCUAAUGGAACAUGGUCUCCUUUUAAUCCAGAAACAGUUCGACUUAUGAUUGGAAUGUUUGACAAACAAAAUAGAGGAACAGUUAGCUUUCAAGAUUUUGGUGCUCUUUGGAAAUAUGUUACGGAUUGGCAAAAUUGCUUUCGAUCAUUUGAUACAGAUAACUCAGGAAAUAUUGAUAGAAAUGAAUUAAAGAAUGCCUUAACUGCGUUUGGAUAUAGACUUUCAGACAAUAUUGUUGACAUAUUAAUUAGAAAGUUUGAUAGAUUUGGAAGAGGAACAAUACUUUUUGAUGAUUUUAUCCAAUGUUGUGUUAUUUUAUAUACUCUUACCUCAGCAUUUAGACAAUAUGAUACAGAUAUGGACGGAGUAAUCACUAUUCAUUAUGAGCAGUUCCUCAGUAUGGUCUUUGCUUUGAAAGUCUAACUUUUAAUGUAAAUAUGAAAUAAUGUAUUCUCAAAUCAUCUAACGUGCUAAAUUUUUCUCUUUGUACCUUAAUGUAAAUUUUUUUAAACUAUUCAACUGGAUAUUAAAUUGUGUCAACUGUUUAAUGUUAAGUAAACCACAUGUAUUAAAAUAUUAUACUGUAUUUUUAUUUUUUAUUUUGUUAAUUAAAACAGAUCUUAUCAAA
Condylostylus longicornis is the source of this 863-nucleotide messenger RNA. RefSeq names its product programmed cell death protein 6. The transcript is spliced from 5 exons. The record is from RefSeq and is a predicted model, not a curated record. Bases 134 to 658 code for a protein of 174 amino acids. Gene Ontology annotation, molecular function: calcium ion binding. Lineage: Eukaryota; Metazoa; Arthropoda; Insecta; Diptera; Dolichopodidae.